Molecule: messenger RNA, 1067 nt
Organism: Acanthaster planci (crown-of-thorns starfish)
Lineage: Eukaryota; Metazoa; Echinodermata; Asteroidea; Valvatida; Acanthasteridae
Cellular component (GO): extracellular region
Molecular function (GO): hormone activity
Source: RefSeq, a predicted model, not a curated record
UUCGCUUUUGGUUAUUCGACAUUGACAUCCCUCACUGUCGGCAAGUGGAACCGCUUUCACGAGGCAAACAGUCUUACAGAGCUAGAUACGUCCCAAACGAAGCCAUCAGCAUGAAUCGCUUCAUCCUACUGCUCUUACUCGGGGCUUUUGUCGCAGCAAUCUUUGGAGACGAUCCCAAGCCGUCGGAAUCUGCGGCGAUCGCAGAGGACGACAGCAACAAAGAUGGCGACAUCGAAGCCAAGGGCGACUUCUCCGUAGCCUGGUCUGGACCUCAAAUGUGGGUGUGUCGUGGACGACUUAGGAGGAGGAGGAGAUAUGCCUGCCAUCCUCCUGGAAGACACCAUUAUAAAAAAAGAAAUGAUGUACAGGAAGAAAGCAACCCAGAGUUCCUAGAUGAGGCCGAAGCCAACUUUUUCCUGAGGCGGCAUAAGCGCAACCACAUCUCCGAGGAAUGUUGCCAUGAGGGAUGUUACUGGGAGGAGAUUUUGGAGUAUUGCUAGAGAUUACGGCAUGGAAACGGGCUGGCCUCAUCAGGCCUCCAGCCCCGUCUAUAGUCUUCAAUGACAUCGAAUGUUUACUGAGCACCAUGUACUUUAUUUCCAUUUUGUCCUGGUUACGGUACUUUCUGUCGCCUUCAUUUAACAAGAAUUCAAACCAACAUCCGUUUUUAUUACCAUAACUAUUGACACAUACGGUAUCUCAAAAGAAAGUUAUAACUUCCAGGAUAGCGGCGCGUUAUGGUCAAAGAGGAUCAGACGAGACGAGGCUGGCUCUUUUGCCAGGCUAGAAAGCGUAAAGCAAAGGAAAACAAAAUAAGUUUGCAAAAACGCCGCUCUUUUUACUCGAUAUUUUAAGUAAUCAUUGCUUCCUGCUCCAAAGAAAAGGUUACAAAAGAACUUAAACAAAUCAUCUGAAAGUUUGCUCGGAGCAACUUUAUUUAAUUGGACGCGUAGAUGUAUUCAUCACAUUUCGUUCUUGAAAAAUUGACUUAUUUCUUGGAUUAUGAAUUUGGUUAUCAUUAUUUCCCCUCAAGUUGAAAAUCUUCAUUAAAAUUAUACGAAGCAGCA